UCACCAUUGAUAUCAAAAGUCGAUGAUUUUCUUCUUUUUUUUCUCUCGACCAAAACCCUAUUUUGGAGUGAUGCACCACGUUUGAGAGUCUUUGAGGGAUCUUCUGUUCCUAGGGUUAAAGUAGACUAAUCAAUACUUAUUAGCUCAAUUUCUGUUGGUAAAGAGGGUUGGAAAGCGUUAUCUGGAUCAAGCUGGGAACAAUGAGCUCUGAUGCAACUUUCCAAGUCUACCACAGUGGAAAGUUUAGUGUCUCAAGUAGCGGUGUAGUUACAUAUGAUGGAGGGGAAAUUCACAAGCUUGAAAGCCAACCGGAGUCAAUGUUGGAGAACUUGGUGGAUUCGUUGAAGCUGUCUUUGUCUGGGCAUAGGAUUUGGUUUAAACUUCCAUUUGAAAGCUUGUCGGAUUUGAAGAUUAUGUGUAAUGGAACUGAUGGAAUAGAGAAGAUGUGUGCAGCUGCAAAUUACACAAAAAAUGUUGAUAUUUUCUUGGAGAAGAACAUGGAGCAAGAAUGUGAUAUUAAUGGCAAUAGAGCUGCUGAUGGUAAAGGUGAUGAGAAUAGAGCUAAUGGUGAAGCUAAUGACAAUGGUGACAGAUUUGAUGCAGAUGAGGAAAAUGUAGGUUGUGGUGAGGAGGAAGAGGUUUACAAUUCUGAGGGUACUCCUCCGCAUUCAGACUGUGAGGGUGAACGGCAGUAUAUUAGAUGCAGAAAGGGCAGUGGAGAGCUUAGAAUAAGUCAGGUAUUUGAUAGCAUUGCGGAAUUCAAGGAAGCUGUGGUUGAUUAUGCGCUUAAAGAAGGAGUAAAUGUUAAGUUCACACGGUGGGGAUCUGAAAAAUGUGAAGUGAAAUGUUCACUUGGUGGAACUUGCAUGUUCAAGAUAUAUUGCUCCUUAGAUAGAACAAUUGGAAAAUACCAAAUUAAAACAUUUCAUGAUGAGCAUUCAUGUAUCCCAGAUGGAUAUAGCAAGGUCUUGAAGGAUGGGGUAAUCGCCAAGUUGUUCUUGGAUGAUAUUAGGAAAAAUCCAUUGAUGAAGCCGAAGGAACUGCAAGAGAGAGUUGAAGAGCGUUACCACCUGACUGUUUCGAAUGACCAAUGCAGAAAAGCCAAAGCAAAAGCUUUGUCCAUCAUUCAAGAUGAGCAAGAUGAGGAAUUUUCUAGGAUAAAAGACUACCGUCUAGCUCUAAAAGAAGCAAAUCCAGGAUCAACUGUGGAGGUGGGAACAGUCACUACUGAUGAUGGUAUAGAGAAAUUUGAUAGGUUUUAUGUUUGCUUAGCACCACUAAGGAAAAUGUGGCUUGCGGAUUGUCGUCCAAUCAUUGGAAUAGAUGGUUGUUUCUUGAAAAAUAAUGUGAAAGGGCAGCUCUUGGCAGCUAUUGGAAGAGACGCCAAUAACCAAUUCUACUCGGUUGCUUGGUGUAUAGUGCCGAUAGAAAACGCAGAUAGUUGGAUCUGGUUUAUUAGGUUACUGAAAAUGGACUUGAACAUUGGUUUGUUUGCUUAUAUGUUUGGUUUGUGUUCUAAUAUGGUUGCUUCUUGAUUGCAGGGUUUAUUAAUAGCUGUUGAACAAGAGUUGCCUAAAGUAGAGCACCGUAUGUGUGCACGCCACAUAUAUGGUAAUCUUAGGAGAGUUU
Messenger RNA from Arabidopsis lyrata subsp. lyrata, 1629 nucleotides. RefSeq lists its product as uncharacterized. The transcript is spliced from 3 exons. Lineage: Eukaryota; Viridiplantae; Streptophyta; Magnoliopsida; Brassicales; Brassicaceae. The record is from RefSeq and is a predicted model, not a curated record. Bases 201 to 1535 code for a protein of 444 amino acids.